This is a messenger RNA of Xenopus laevis (African clawed frog), 840 nucleotides long. It is a transcript of the gene med9.S, whose product is annotated as mediator complex subunit 9 S homeolog. Gene Ontology annotation, cellular component: nucleoplasm; nucleus; mediator complex. The transcript is spliced from 2 exons. Gene Ontology annotation, molecular function: transcription coregulator activity. The record is from RefSeq and is a predicted model, not a curated record. The coding region runs from base 68 to 415 and encodes 115 amino acids. Gene Ontology annotation, biological process: regulation of transcription by RNA polymerase II. Lineage: Eukaryota; Metazoa; Chordata; Amphibia; Anura; Pipidae.
CGCUGCAUUGGUCUAGCGUCGCUGGGUUUGUGACGCGGGAUCUUUGCGCCCAGGAAAGCGAGAGAGUAUGGCUACCGGCGGCACCGUGAGACCGGCUGAGGAGCCUGAGGAGGAAGAAGAGGAGGAGGAUGAAGCAGCCGAAGAGGCGGAGGAAGAGGAGUAUACCUUUCUACCCUUGGUGCACGACAUUAUUAAAUGCAUGGACAAAGACAGCCAGGACGUUUACCAGGAGCUCAACGACUUAAAGGACAAGUUCCAAGCCAUGCGGAAGCUGCUCGGCAAUAUGCCCGGCAUUGUCAUGAGCCCAGCAGAGCAACAGCAGCACCUCCAGAACCUGAGGGAACAGGUACAGACCAAGAAUGAACUGCUUCAGAAGUACAAGAGCCUCUGCAUGUUUGAGAUACCAAAAGAGUAGGUUGAGUAAACACGGCUGCUGUGGCUAGUGGGAGGUUCUGCCAAACCCAACAUGGCCUCCAGCAUUCAACCAAUAAGUGCACUGGGUGUACAAAUAUGGAGGAAGCCAUUGCAAUACCUACACUGGCAUUUGCCCUUGUGAACUACUGCUGGACUCGCACAAAGGGUAUUCCUAAUGGAUUUUAUAUUAAACGGCUAUGUGGUUGCUAGGCUGAGUGCCUCAAUAGCAACCAGGCAGUGUUGUGAAAGAUUCAGGUAAAUAGGGGCAAGUAUGAACAUAUUACCUCCAUCUACAACAUAUGAAAUCUUUCAUGUAAUAGUUAACUUCCCCUUUAGAUAUAUGUAUAUAUGUAUUAAAUACAUAUGUGGGUAGAAUUUUUUUAUCAUUCAGUAUACGUAUCUGUCCAUAAAGUUUAUUUCACUGGA